AUGGUAAGUGCCAUAGUUGUAGAAGUUUGUGAAGCAAUAUGUAGACAUUUGCAAUUAACAUAUUUACCCGAACCAACUACAGAAAUUUGGAAAAAAUCUGAAGAAGGCUUUAGAAAUCCACUACAGGGAUCAGCUUAUCUUCAACUCCUAUUUGUUGAAUGGCUUCCCACAGUCGUUGUCUGGGCACAGAGUCAAAAAAUGUUCGAUGACAAUAUUAUUCAGAUUGACUAUGAUUCCGAUGGUAACGAUAGUAUGGCUGGUACUGUUGCUGAGGAUGCUGCUGAUUUAAGCGCUGAUGAAAUGGAAUCGGAUAGUGCAGCUUCAACAGUUGCCUAG
Diabrotica balteata is the source of this 336-nucleotide messenger RNA. Lineage: Eukaryota; Metazoa; Arthropoda; Insecta; Coleoptera; Chrysomelidae. The record is from the annotation of a GenBank genome assembly.